UCAAACCCCACCCACGAAAAAGUGGAAUUUUUAUUUUAAAGUUUCAAUUAAAGGCAUCUCCAAAAAGCACUCGUCUCUGUCUCCCUCUCUCUCUGUCUCCCUCUCUCGAACGAUUUAGGGCUUUUCUCUAUUUCUCUCUUCGAUUCCCACAGCAUCAUUCCGCUCUGCAGGCGUUCCUUCUCACAUGCUAUUUAUAUGCUGAAUCGGAAUUCCAUUGUUGGAUCAAUGACUUAUUCAAGUGUCAGCCAGCGAUUUAUACCCUAUUUUCUGGAUUGAAUUCGCGGAUUGUUCUUGUGUUCCUCAUCUUGUCAAUUCACAGAUUCAGCUGUAUGCAAAAGCUAAUAAUAGCAGGGUAUAUUGUUUUCUCCUUGUUUUCACGACAUUUCGUAUGAGAGAUUAUGUAAAAAUAGUUUAAAAAUCCAGUGCUGCUUUCUUUGGCCACGGUUCAUAAGAAAUAGCUAAGACGGGGUCGCUUUGCUGCGUGGCUGCAAGGCCACAUGGAUCAACUGCUGCCAGUAGAGAGUGGUCCAUGGGCCCCUCCGAGCCCUACUGGCGAACCAACACCAGCUUCUCGCCUCCCCUCUCUAGAAGAUGGGACCAUAGGUUUCAAUCUGAAGGCCCACCAUUUGGAUCACAUGGUGGUCCUCAACUCUAUGACUCUUCUCUCUCUUCAAAUAGUAAUAAAGAUAGCCGGAGUUGGGUGCGAAGCGACGAGUUCCCUAAUCAGUAUUCUGCAUCUGAAGGGGUUGUCUCGUAUUUGAGCAGCCCGUCUGAUAGUUUCCAGGCCCAGCAGUGGACGCCGCCACCGAUGCAAGGAGUCAGUAUCGAUGAGUAUGUUUCUGCUACAAUGAGAGAACCAGCAUCUGGGCCUCUAGUCUUCACCCGCUCGGCAGAGGGAACUUCUGCUAUCCCAUUCAGUACUGGUUCCACUUCAUCUUGUUCAGAUGCGAGUGAAUACGAGACCAUGUCUAAGACACAUGUUUCCUCGCACCGCAACUUCUCAAGUCGCUGUUCUUUCAUGUCAAAGCCCGUUCACCCUCUCUCAUUUCCAAACCAGAAUCCAGAGGAAGAAGCUAAUGGGUUGGUUUCCAGCAUCAACUCAGACCAGCCAAAUGAGAAUGCUACUCAAAUUUCUCAUCCAAAGUCAAUCCGAAUGCUCACUGAACUCCAAUCUACGUCUGGUUUUCCAGAGACAACCAUUACUCAAAGAGAAGGCCUUCGGUGGAGUAGUGCCAGCAGUGUUGAUUUUACUGACUUUUCCGAACAUUUGGAGCCCGAAAACUUGGGAUUUUCACAUAAUCCGUCUGAAGGUUCCAAAUGUGGAUUAUGCGAGAGGUUCUUGUCACAUAGAUCACCAUGGAGUUCUCGGCGGAUUGUAAGGAGCGGAGAUAUGCCAGUAGCCGGAGUUCUUUCAUGCCGCCAUGUUUAUCAUGCGGAGUGCUUAGAGCAGAUGACACCCAAGACACAAAAACAUGACCCGCCUUGCCCAUUGUGCAUGAAAUCAGUGGAGGAGAAUGUUCCUGAGCAGCGGGUGGUUUGCAGGCUACGGAACGGACUCCCAAGGCUCAGGUCGUUUGGUGAGGAUGGACCGUCAAGAGCUUGGGGCUGUGGGCAGGUGGGAGAUUGCGUAGAAGGGGCGCUACAUACACAGGCACGCAGUAGCAUGAUGUUGCUGAACAGGAACCGUCUCAAGAAACAUCUGUCCUUGAAGGGGAGUUCUAGCAAGGUGCUACCUGAUACAUUGAAGAAAAGUGGGACAUUUUCUCCGCAGCUCCUCCAUGGGCGAAGAUCUGUCGAUCAAGCAGUAGGGUGCUCAAGGAUGCCAGCUGGUCAUCUUUGAAGAGAUGGUGAAACCUCAUAGGUUAGCUAGAAUUACAGAUUGCAGCUGUGUUCAGAUAAUUGCAGCCUUUUUCUAUAUUUAAAAUUUCCAUUUUCCCAUUAGGUUUAGGACCAGUUUGGUUCUACCGGAAAAUGCAGACAGGAGUAGAAACAUGCCCAGUGCAGAAUGAGAUUGGGAUGAUAACAGGUGACCCAGGUUCUACUUGUUAUUAUUUGCUUCUCAACUUAGGGCACAUUUUGUUGAUGGAAGGGUUUCAUGCAUCCCAUUCCUACCAUCCACAUUUUGUUGGGAUGCACCAAAUGGCUUGAAUUCCUCGCGGAUUGACCAAUUUGCAUAUGGUCAUGUUAUCAUCCAGAUUUGAGCAACAACAGGUCCCAUCUGCAUUCUGGGGUACACCCAAACAGGUCCUUUGGCCCCAGAUUGAUUAUAGGCCUCAACCAAAAUCUGAUUUUACAGACUGGAUGAUUGAUUAGGAGAUGUCUGUCAUGUUUAGAGCAGUUUGUGCAUAUGCCUUUUUCGUUUUUUUGGGGUUGUGUAAGCUGAAAUGCUAGUCCCAUGGCUUGAUAUUUGCAUAGGUAGUGUCUCUCAGUGAGUGGUGCUAUCAAGGUUCUGGUUGGGGUGGAAACCAGAAAAUAUAUCUCCAUCUAUUUGUUGUGUGAGUCAGUUUAGCAGGCUGUCAGUGUACGUUUGCAGGCAUGAUUAUGUUACAGAAGUGUGGACAGAUCAUGCUCA
Molecule: messenger RNA, 2572 nt
Organism: Magnolia sinica
Lineage: Eukaryota; Viridiplantae; Streptophyta; Magnoliopsida; Magnoliales; Magnoliaceae
Exons: 4
Coding region: 530-1840 (436 amino acids)
Source: RefSeq, a predicted model, not a curated record